Salvelinus sp. IW2-2015 is the source of this 477-nucleotide messenger RNA. RefSeq names its product DNA-directed RNA polymerase III subunit RPC1. Gene Ontology annotation, cellular component: RNA polymerase III complex. The record is from RefSeq and is a predicted model, not a curated record. Gene Ontology annotation, molecular function: DNA binding. Gene Ontology annotation, biological process: DNA-templated transcription. NCBI's taxonomy places the organism in Eukaryota, Metazoa, Chordata, Actinopteri, Salmoniformes, Salmonidae.
UCUGUGUGUCCUGUCACAGCUUCCUGCGGCUAAAGGCUUUGUGGCUGACAGCUUUUAUUCAGGCCUGACGCCCACGGAGUUCUUUUUCCACACUAUGGCUGGUCGAGAGGGCUUGGUGGACACCGCCGUUAAAACAGCAGAGACCGGAUACAUGCAGAGGCGUCUGGUGAAGUCGUUGGAGGACCUGUGUUCCCAGUAUGAUCUGACGGUACGGAGCUCCACGGGUGACAUCAUCCAGUUCGUCUAUGGGGGGACGGCCUGGACCCGGCCGCCAUGGAGGGGAAAGAUGAACCGCUGGAGUUCAACAGAGUUCUGGACAACAUCCGGUCUGUCCAUACGUGUUCAGAGCAGCCAGCCCUUAGUAAGAAUGAGUUGGUCCUGACGGCAGAGUCCAUCAUGAAGAGGAGUGACUUCAAGUGGCUGCCGAGACAGCUUCCUGGAGGUAAAUAACUAUCACGUAUCCACUUGACUGCUUCU